Molecule: messenger RNA, 3142 nt
Organism: Syngnathus acus (greater pipefish)
Lineage: Eukaryota; Metazoa; Chordata; Actinopteri; Syngnathiformes; Syngnathidae
Gene: crhr2
Product: corticotropin-releasing factor receptor 2
Exons: 12
Coding region: 68-1312 (414 amino acids)
Biological process (GO): cell surface receptor signaling pathway; long-term synaptic potentiation; adenylate cyclase-modulating G protein-coupled receptor signaling pathway
Cellular component (GO): plasma membrane; dendrite; axon terminus
Molecular function (GO): peptide hormone binding; corticotropin-releasing hormone receptor activity; G protein-coupled peptide receptor activity
Source: RefSeq, a predicted model, not a curated record
UCGCUCACUCGCUCGCUCGCUCAGCGCUCGGUGCGCGCGCGCCCCACCAUCCACAUGCACUGGGACCAUGGAUGCAACCCUCUACCAGAUCAUAUUCGGGGAGCUGGUGGACUUAAAUUGCACUUUGCUGGACGCGUUUCAAGACACUUUGUGGGAAAAUGCUUCACUUUCACUCUUGGGCACUGAUGGUUUCUACUGUAACGCCACUAUUGAUGAGAUUGGCACCUGCUGGCCACGGAGCAGCACCGGGAGGAUUGUGGAGAGACCCUGCCCCGAGUACAUUAACGGAGUCAAGUACAACACUAACAGGAGCGCAUACAGAGAAUGCAUGGAGAACGGCACAUGGGCGCUAAGGAGCAAUUAUUCAAAUUGCAUGCCCAUUUUGGGGGAGAAGAGAAUGUAUCCUGUACAUUACAAGAUAGCGCUGAUCAUCAACUACCUGGGCCACUGCAUCUCUGUGGGGGCGCUAUUAGUGGCCUUCAUCCUCUUCUUGUGCUUAAGGAGCAUACGAUGUUUGCGCAACAUCAUCCACUGGAACUUAAUUACCACAUUCAUCUUGAGGAACAUCAUGUGGUUCCUGCUGCAGUUCAUCGACCACAACAUCCACGAGAGUAACGAGCCGUGGUGUCGCCUGAUGACCACCGUCUACAACUACUUUGUGGUCACCAACUUCUUCUGGAUGUUUGUGGAGGGCUGCUACCUGCACACAGCCAUCGUGAUGACCUACUCCACCGAUAAGCUACGCAAGUGGGUCUUCCUCUGCAUCGGCUGGUGUAUCCCAUGUCCAAUAAUCAUAGCCUGGAGCAUCGGGAAGCUGUAUUAUGAAAAUGAAAAGUGCUGGUUUGGGAAGGACCCCGGCAAAUACAUUGACUACAUUUACCAAGGGCCCGUCAUUCUCGUGCUACUGAUAAACUUUGUUUUCCUCUUCAAUAUAGUCAGAAUACUGAUGACUAAACUGAGGGCGUCGACCACCUCGGAAACCAUCCAGUACAGAAAGGCAGUGAAGGCCACGCUGGUGUUGCUUCCGCUUCUGGGCAUCACCUACAUGCUCUUCUUUGUCAACCCGGGCGGGGACGACAUCUCGCAGAUCGUCUUCGUCUAUUUCAAUUCCUUCCUGCAGUCCUUCCAGGGCUUCUUUGUGUCCGUCUUCUAUUGCUUCCUUAAUGGGGAGGUUCGCUCGGCGGUGAGGAAACGCUGGCACCGGUGGCAAGACAAUCACGCCCUGCGGGUGCGAGUUGCUCGAGCCAUGUCCAUCCCCACGUCCCCAACGCGGGUCAGCUUCCACAGCAUUAAGCAGACCACCGCUGUGUGAAAACACACGCAAUGGUUAACAUGCGUGGUCGGGACCAGCAGCCGCACUCGUGAGGUCAUCAGCUCUAACGGCAAACGGCUGUCCAACGGUCAUUUUAUCAAGAACCGGGAUGGCUGACCAGGGUUUCAGCGCCAUCUUAGCUGGCGUGAAGCGGGUCAUUGGUGGUUGUGGUCAUUGUUCCUUGUAUUGCCAACCAUUUUGGAGCAUUCAAUACUUACAGAAUAUCGAGUUCUGUGACAAUAUAAGCCCUCCCAAAAGAAAGAACAGCGGUUUGUUCCACCCAAAACAAAAUCUUAAAAAGAAACGUCAAGUAGAACGGCAUUUUGAUGCCAAUAUCUCUUUUUUUUUUACACUAAUAACAUCAUAAAAUAAAACAAACUAGACUGGAAAGGCUUUUAAUGGCAAAAUAACUUACUCAAAGAUAUACAACUAUGAAACGUGCCAUUAUUUACUGUAUCGAUAUGCAUGGAUAAAUAAAAAUGCAUCUCUAAACAUAAUAAACAACGCAUAAAUAGGCCAACCAAUAAAGCAGUAGGCAACAUUUUCUGCGGUAUGUGAAAUUAGCAGAAUUGUGCUAUAGUUAGCCAACUGUGCUCAUGCUAUUUUUGACGACCUAUUUUCUUUUUUAUAUGCGGCGCUAGCCACAUUUAAGGUUUGACAAAGACAAACGUGUCAAACUUCUCAUCUUGUUUACAUGAUCUUUUUAUUUAUUUUGUGCUGUUUUGAACUGUAAAUGAAAGACAUUUAUCAUGGAAAGUGGUUCGGUGCUUGUUUCUUUCACUGUAUAUUUCCACAACUCCUCUUAAUAUGCAUUUGUAAAGUGUACAUUUGAUCAAAUUAGUAUUUUGUACAAGUUUGAUACAUCACCCAGGGCAUUGCGCUGUAUGUAUACUGUUGCUGUAUGGGAACUGUCGUAGAUGUUGUCCAGAUGAUACAUUUAAUAUAAAGUCGUGCCUUGAUUUAGGAGUUCCAUUGUUCCGUGAUCACCGUCUCUAUCUCAAAACACUUAAAUCAGUGUCAAUGUGUUGCUGCAACACUUAUCUGUUCCUUAAAGUGUUAUGACACUGUAUAAUUCAUGCUAAUUUUAUUAGCCCAUUAGCAUUUUCAUUUUUGUGAGCGUGAAGAUAAACUUAACUUAGGCAACAUAUGUUAAAAAACAACAUUUAAUUCUCUGUUUCGAGUUAAGUUUGACGGUUAACUAAAGUGGGCGUGGCAUUUUUAACUACAGCAUAUGCCAAAGUGCUGCUGCUGUGCAGUUCACUACUACCAACUAGUACUGUGUCUCAGUUUACUCGUCCAAUACAAAAAAGGCUCUUAUCUAAAAAAAAAUACCCUCAUAAGUCUGGUCACUCAAAAGUCAGGGUACCAAUUAUAUGUAAAUGUGUGUGUGUCAAUGUGUCAUAUGUGUGUACACAGAUGUAUUAUCACUUAAUGGUACAAAAAUGUCCACAUGUAAUUGUAUUUUUGUUUAAAUAAAGAACAAAAUAAUUUGUUCCAAACUUGCCAAAGAGGACUCCAACAUGUUACGUCAAGACCGUCUUAUGGAAAGCAAGCAUCUACAAAGUCAAGAAAGACAAAUUAGUAUAUUCUGGUGAUAACCUUGUUUAUCAUGUACAUUAUACACUUGUUUAUAAAAAAAGAAGCUGCGAAAUCACAUUUGAUAUAUACUGUAUAUAACGUGUAUAUUUGACGUGCGGAUUUGAUGGAAAGCAGUUUGCUAUGUCACCUGUUUUGCCUUACAAAAAAAAACCCCGUGUGCGUCUGUCUGUCUAAAUGACAUCCUUGUCAAUCAAAAAAGAGGAGUAUUUCAAUUAAAAGAUAAACUUGGAA